This is a messenger RNA of Salmo salar (Atlantic salmon), 2619 nucleotides long. The record is from RefSeq and is a predicted model, not a curated record. Lineage: Eukaryota; Metazoa; Chordata; Actinopteri; Salmoniformes; Salmonidae.
AUGGAAAAAGGUGACCUACAGCAGGGAAGCUUCAUGGAACAGUCCCAACACUUCUUAGCCGAGCUCAGCCCCAGCCCCACCCAGCCCAAUCCAGCCCAGCCCCACCCAGCCAGCCAGCCCAGUCCAGCCCAGCCCCAGCCCAGCCCCAUCCAGCCCCAGACCCACCCAGCCCAGCCAGCCAAGUCCAGCCCCAUCCAGCCCCAUCCCCACCCAGCCAAGUCCAGUCCAGCCCAGCCCCACCCAGCCCACAGUCCCUCUCCACCCUCCAUCCACCACUACCCACUGUUACCGUCCCAACUCUACCCUCACCUCUACCAGCAGUCCCUCUCCACCCUCCAUCCACCACUACCCACUGUUACCGUCCCAACUCUACCCUCACCUCUACCAGCAGUCCCUCUCCACCCUCCAUCCACCACUACCCACUGUUACCGUCCCAACUCUACCCUCACCUCUACCAGCAGUCCCUCUCCACCCUCCAUCCACCACUACCCACUGUUACCGUCCCAACUCUACCCUCACCUCUACCAGCAGUCCCUCUCCACCCUCCAUCCACCACUACCCACUGUUACCGUCCCAACUCUACCCUCACCUCUACCAGCAGUCCCGCUCCACCCUCCAUCCACCGCUACCCACUGUUACCGUCCCAACUCUACCCUCACCUCUACCAGCAGUCCCUCUCCACCCUCCAUCCACCGCUACCCACUGUUACCGUCCCAACUCUACCCGUACUCUCCACAACCCUAUCCAUCCCCAGAACUCUACCCGUACUCUCCACAACCCCACCCAUCAGCCAGAACUCCACCCGUACUCUCCACCCUCCACCCAUCCCCAGAACUCUACACUACUCUCCACAACCCCACCCAUCACCCAGAACUCUACCCGUACUCUCCACAACCCCACCCAUCCCCAGAACUCUACCCAUACUCUCCACAACCCCACCCACCACCCAGAACUCUACCCGUACUCUCCACAACCCCACCCACCACCCAGAACUCUACGCUACUCUCCACAACCCCACCCAUCCCCAGAACUCUACCCGUACUCUCCACAACCCCACCCAUCCCCAGAACUCUACCCGUACUCUCCAUAACCCCACCCAUCCCCAGAACUCUACCCUACUCUCCACAACCCCACCCAUCCCCAGAACUCUACCCGUACUCUCCACAACCCCACCCAUCCCCAGAACUCUACCCGUACUCUCCACAACCCCACCCAUCCCCAGAACUCUACCCGUACUCUCCACAAUCCCACCCAUCCCCAGAACUCCACCCGUACUCUCCACAACCCCACCCAUCCCCAGAACUCUACCUGUACUCUCCACAAGCCCACCCAUCCCCAGAACUCUACCCGUACUCUCCACAAUCCCACCCAUCCCCAGAACUCUACCCGUACUCUCCACAACCCCACCCAUCCCCAGAACUCUACCCGUACUCUCCACAACCCCACCCAUCACCCAGAACUCCACCCGUACUCUCCACAACCCCACCCAUCCCCAGAACUCUACCGUACUCUCCACAACCCCACCCAUCCCCAGAACUCUACCCGUACUCUCCACAACCCCACCCAUCCCCAGAACUCUACCCUACUCUCCACAACCCCACCCAUCCCCAGAACUCUACCCGUACUCUCCACAACCCCACCCAUCACCAGAACUCUACCCGUACUCUCUACCAUCCCAUCCAUCCCCAGAACUCUACCCUACUCUCCACAACCCCACCCAUCCCCAGAACUCUACCCGUACUCUCCACAAGCCCACCCAUCCCCAGAACUCUACCCGUACUCUCCACAAUCCCACCCAUCCCCAGAACUCUACCCGUACUCUCCACAACCCCACCCAUCCCCAGAACUCUACCCGUACUCUCCACAACCCCACCCAUCACCCAGAACUCCACCCGUACUCUCCACAACCCCACCCAUCCCCAGAACUCUACCCGUACUCUCCACAACCCCACCCAUCCCCAGAACUCUACCCGUACUCUCCACAACCCCACCCAUCCCCAGAACUCCACCCGUACUAUCCACAACCCCACCCAUCCCCAGAACUCUACCCGUACUCUCCACCCUCCACCCAUCCCCAGAACUCUACCCGUACUCUCCACAACCCCACCCAUCCCCAGAACUCUACCCGUACUCUCCACAACCCCACCCAUCCCCAGAACUCUACCCGUACUCUCCACAACCCCACCCAUCCCCAGAACUCUACCCGUACUCUCCACAACCCCACCCAUCACCAGAACUCUACCCGUACUCUCUACCAUCCCACCCAUCCCCAGAACUCUACCCUACUCUCCACAACCCCACCCAUCCCCAGAACUCUACCGCAUUCUCUCUACAACCCCACCCACCACCCAGAACUCUACCCGUACUCUCCACAACCCCACCACCACCCAGAACUCUACCCUACUCUCCACAACCCCACCCAUCCCCAGAACUCUACCCGUACUCUCCACAACCCCACCCAUCACCCAGAACUCCACCCGGAGUCUGGUGGUGUCUGGUCUGUCAGUAGAGGAACACAAUGAUCUGGACCUCACCAUCAUGGAGUCUGGUGGUGUCUGGUCUGUCAGUAGAGGAACCAAUGAUCUGGACCUCACCAUCAUGGAGUCUGGUGGUGUUUGA